ACCCCCUCUGCCCCACCCAAAGGCACUAUCCAGUCACUGAGCAUAGCCUUGGAGAGCACAGUAGGUCUUUGGUGCAGCCGCUUGGCCGGCUGAUUAGGAACCCAGCCCCCGAUGGUCCUAACAACCCCCUGGGUUUUGCAGGAUCUUUGGGAAGCAAAAUCUUUUAUCUAGGCCUUAUGGCUUGGCCUUCUGGUCCAUUAGUAUCAUCCAUCAGUUCACCUUAUUUCCAUUAAUAACCGCAUCUAGAACCACAUGAAACUUGAAAUGGGUUGAUCUGCUAUCUUGAGGCCCAGCUGGGCGGGUAUGCAAGCCAAGGAGAGGGCUGGGCGCCGGGGGUGACUCUCGGGACCUGAAGCAUACUAGCAGCCCACAAGGUUGGGGUCCUCGCCUGCAAGCCAGCGCGGCUACAGCUCCAGCCCGCACGGAGCCUCCUCGGACAGCGCGGCCGCUUUAAGAGAGGGGCGGGGCCCGGGUACAGGCAAGGCAGGGCCAGCCCACAAGGCUUCUUUUCCUUUUUGAUCCAUUCAAAAAUUACUCAUUGCAAAUUCCCGGACCGCUAGGCAAGGAGAAGGAAGGGGGCGGAGGAGACACGGCUACUGCAGGCUCAGCGCCGGGGGCAGCCGGGGGCCCGAGUGGCUGAGGCUGGUCCCGCAGCGGCUGCUCGCCGGCGCUCUGGCUCCUGUGGCCUCACCAGGAAGCGUCAGAGUCUCGAGUCUGGGGAAGCUCGGAGCGCCGCCUCCGCCGCCGCCGCCGCCUCCCGCUGGCUCUGGGUCCCCGAGCCCCCUCCCCUGGCCCAGCCCGACUCCCUCCUCCUUCCCGGACGAUCCGGCUUGGGCGCCGUCCCUGGUGAUGGCUGGCCGCUGAGCCAUGGCUCAGUACGGCCACCCCAGUCCGCUCGGCAUGGCUGCGAGAGAGGAGCUGUACAGCAAAGUCACCCCCCGGAGGAACCGCCAGCAGCGCCCCGGCACCAUCAAGCAUGGAUCCGCGCUGGACGUGCUCCUCUCCAUGGGGUUCCCCAGAGCCCGCGCACAAAAAGCCUUGGCAUCCACGGGAGGAAGAAGUGUUCAGGCAGCAUGUGACUGGUUGGUUAUUCUCCCACGUCGGUGACCCCUUCCUGGAUGACCCCCUGCCCCGGGAGUACGUGCUCUACCUCCGUCCCACCGGCCCCUUAGCACAGAAGCUGUCGGACUUCUGGCAGCAGUCGAAACAGAUCUGCGGAAAGAACAAGGCACACAACAUCUUCCCCCACAUCACACUCUGCCAGUUCUUUAUGUGCGAGGACAGCAAGGUGGAUGCCCUGGGGGAAGCCCUGCAGACCACUGUCAGUCGCUGGAAAUGUAAGUUCUCGGCCCCGCUGCCCCUGGAGCUCUAUACGUCCUCCAACUUCAUCGGCCUCUUUGUAAAGGAAGACAGUGCGGAGGUCCUCAAGAAGUUUGCUGCUGACUUUGCUGCAGAGGCUGCAUCCAAAACCGAAGUGCAUGUGGAACCUCAUAAGAAGCAGCUGCAUGUGACCUUGGCUUACCACUUCCAGGCCAGCCACCUACCCACCCUAGAGAAACUGGCCCAGAACAUUGACGUCAAGCUAGGGUGUGACUGGGUGGCUACCAUAUUUUCUCGGGAUAUCCGAUUUGCUAACCAUGAGACAUUACAGGUGAUCUACCCCUACACCCCACAAAAUGACGACGAGCUGGAGCUGGCCCCCGGGGACUUCAUAUUCAUGUCUCCAAUGGAGCAGAGCAGCACCAGUGAGGGUUGGAUCUACGGUACAUCCUUAACCACCGGCUGCUCUGGGCUCCUGCCUGAGAAUUACAUUACCAAGGCUGAUGAGUGCAGCACCUGGAUAUUUCAUGGUUCUUACUCAAUCUUAAGCACAUCGUCUUCCAACUCUCUCACAUUUGGGGAUGGAGUAUUGGAGAGGCGGCCGUAUGAGGACCAGGGGCUCGGAGAGACGACUCCUCUUACUAUCAUUUGCCAGCCCAUGCAGCCUCUAAGGGUCAACAGCCAGCCCGGCCCCCAAAAGCGAUGCCUCUUUGUAUGUCGGCAUGGUGAGAGGAUGGACGUUGUGUUUGGGAAGUACUGGCUGUCCCAGUGUUUUGAUGCCAAAGGCCGCUACAUACGCACCAACCUGAACAUGCCUCAUAGUUUACCUCAGCGGAGCGGUGGUUUCCGAGAUUAUGAGAAAGAUGCUCCCAUCACUGUAUUUGGAUGCAUGCAAGCGAGACUGGUGGGUGAAGCCUUAUUAGAGAGCAAUACCAUUAUCGACCACAUCUAUUGCUCCCCUUCCCUUCGCUGCGUUCAGACUGCACACAAUAUCUUGAAAGGUUUACAACAAGAAAAUCACUUGAAGAUCCGUGUAGAGCCUGGCUUAUUUGAGUGGACAAAGUGGGUUGCUGGGAACACGUUACCUGCAUGGAUACCUCCAUCAGAGUUAGCUGCAGCCAACCUGAGUGUUGAUACAACCUACAGACCUCACAUUCCAGUCAGCAAAUUAGUUGUUUCAGAAUCCUAUGAUACUUACAUCAGUAGAAGUUUCCAAGUGACAAAAGAAAUAAUAAGUGAAUGUAAAAGUAAAGGAAAUAACAUCCUGAUUGUGGCCCACGCAUCUUCCCUUGAAGCGUGUACCUGCCAACUUCAGGGCCUGUCACCUCAGAACUCCAAGGACUUUGUACAAAUGGUCCGAAAGAUCCCGUAUCUGGGAUUUUGUUCCUGUGAAGAAUUAGGUGAAACUGGAAUAUGGCAGCUGACAGAUCCACCAAUCCUUCCUCUUACCCAUGGACCAACUGGGGGCUUCAACUGGAGAGAGACCUUGCUUCAAGAAUAAAUCACAGGAGUGAAUAAGAAGAAAAGGCCUUUUGGAGACCUGUCUUUUUGUGUGUUUAAAAACAGUAGAAAGAUCCACACCACAUUCUAAGUGGACAGCUCAGAAUAAUUUAGCAUAUUUCCUUUCACACCUAAAGUUCUUCAGAUGAGACUGUGUAAAUGAAAGACUUGAUUCGGAGGGGAAAAAAAUGUGUUCUCUCUGGACUCUUCCCUAGCUCACAAGGCUUUGGAGAAUUGUUCUCCUAAAUUGGGGCACCUGCUACAGCAGAGAAAGUUUCCUUCCUUCUGGGUAUGCACAGCUAAGGGGCCUCAUUUCUUCCAGAGGGAGCGGCUGACCCGCUCUAAAGGAGGCAGGAGGAAGGAGUGUGCCCAGGCCAGCUGAGGGAGCAUUGAAAGGGCAGUUUGGAAAUGGAAUCUUCUUUUGAUCUCCAUUUUCUAGUUAGGCAGAGCCAAGCUGAGGAAUCCUUUUAAGAUUAUUAGCAAACAUGCCCUGAAGAAAGUUGUUUUUAGUUUACACAUGAAAUCCUACCCUCAUUAGACCCCACACACCAGUGUCGCUGGCUGAAGACACCCGCUUAAGGAUGCUAACAUUUACCCUGGUACUGCCACAUUUUUCUCUAGAGCUGCUGGCCCUUCUUGCUACAGCCCUUCCCCCCUUGCUUCUGUGAAAUGGGGAGACAAAGCACUUUUGCUCUCCAAAGCACUUUUGGAUACUCAGGAGGAAAGAUAAGAUACAUGUGUGAAGUAUUUAAUCAUAGGAGCAAAGAACUUGCAAAAUAGGAAGUGACUUUGGAAUGACACAUGUUGUAGCCUAACGCGCUACUGCUUUUCUAAAUCACCAAUAUUUGCUUGUCUUUGCCCCUAGAUUCUAGACUAUGUUAACUAGUUAAGGAUGUCACAUUUUGAACGGAUGUAUGUUAGAUACAUUACCUGCAGCAAGAAGUUCAUUCUGUGCAAUAUGGAUAUGUUUGCAAACCAUACCAAGGGUCAGGUUGUUGUACAUUUACAGUACAUGUCAACCAUAACAGAACAUUCACAAAUGCAUCAGCUAUACCAGGGAUGUAUAGUAAGUCAGGGAACUAAUUUAAACGACGACAGUCAUGGCUGCACUGCUACUUGUGCUGUCGUCUUGUUUGUUUUUCUAUGAUAAUUUAAAAUAUAUAGGUAGGGAUACUUGAGGAAAUGUGGAGAGCCACAUUCUGUGGUUUCUCAUUAUGCUUACUUCCUGCAUCUAGAGGGAGUUUAUUUAAAAGAAAAAUAAAUGACAAUCAAACCAAAUCAUCAGUUAUCAAUGUCUGUUUAAUUGUGUGACUAUCUGACAGUUGAUGGCCACAGAUGACGGUCUGCUGUGGUAUAGUUGACGCUGUAGAAGAUGUAUGCAAAGUGGAAUGCCAGCCCUUUAAAGAAACAUGAGUUAGUGUAAAAUGAAUCUUUAUAUGUUGUAGUAACACUGACUACAUUUCAAAACUCAGAUGCAUAAAAUGUAUGGUAUAUAAAAACAGAUCUAUGCUUGUAUUUGAAACUAGAACUUGAUAACCCCUAGAAAGAAGAGGAUGUGAACUGAUGCUGGCUAUAUUUGUUAAUCAGUAAAAGGAUUAUAGUUGUUUUGUUUUGUUUUUAGAGACAGGGUCUCACUAUAUUGCUUAGGCUGGCCUUGUACUCCUGGGCUCAAACGAUCCUCCUGCCUCUGCCUCCCAAAGUGCUAGGAAUACAGGUGUGAGCCACCAUGCCUGGCCUAUAGUUGUAUUUUUUUAGGUCACUUAGAAAAAUAUGUCAUGUAUUUCACAUUUUGAGAAACAAGUCAUGGUUUCUUCUGGCAUUGCACAAACGCUGACCUACCUUCUGGGUAUGGAAAUAGACCUGUGGUGACAUGUUAAUUUAAAUGCCGUGGGGGAAUAGUCCCAAUAAAGGUCUUAAAAGUCACGUUA
Molecule: messenger RNA, 4748 nt
Organism: Sapajus apella (tufted capuchin)
Lineage: Eukaryota; Metazoa; Chordata; Mammalia; Primates; Cebidae
Gene: UBASH3B
Product: ubiquitin associated and SH3 domain containing B
Exons: 14
Coding region: 977-2821 (614 amino acids)
Biological process (GO): regulation of release of sequestered calcium ion into cytosol; platelet aggregation; negative regulation of protein kinase activity
Cellular component (GO): cytoplasm
Molecular function (GO): protein tyrosine phosphatase activity; protein binding
Source: RefSeq, a predicted model, not a curated record